GCCACAGCAGCAGGGACACAUCACAGAGAGAGCGUAUCACAAAUUCAAUAGAUUGUUAAGAGCGAGGCAGUGUUGUCGCGGAAGAUAGAUCUGAUAGACAGUGCAGUACAGUGGUGACCGCUGACAUGGACAGACGCUGUCCAUGGUGCUGUAGUACUGGGACGCGAUUUGUUUCAGCCCUGUGGAUCUGCGGCUCUGUUGUAGCUCUGAUGUGCUGCUCUGAUGUGCUGCUCUGAAGCAGUGCCUGUGUACGAGUGGGCUUGUAUUUCAGGAUUGAAUGUAAGUGCUUUGAUUCAACGUUACGGGGCUCUUAUAGGAAGGUUGUUUUUCUCCCUGCACUCUGAACUACAUACUUACAAAGCGAACAGCUCUUUUGUAUGUUUCAAAGAACUCGGAAGGGCUGUAUACUGUGUAGUAAAAAGGACCUUUAGGAAUGCCGACAGCUUGGCAUAUUCAAUACCUGUGUUACUGCACUGUUCGAGUCCUAUUUGGAAUGACAGUUGUGCUUGCACAGCCGUGUUUCGCUGGAAUGAUCCGAAGUGUAGCUGAUUGCAGAGAGUGACGUGCCCGCAGCAUCUGAACGCUGAAGUUAAUUCGCAUUGAAAAUCGCUGUGAAGAAGGAUAACGGUACAUAGGAAGCGGGUGUUGUUGUUGGUAUAACUGAUAUACCCUUGGACUUUGGCAAAAGAAAAGACAACCAUGAAAUCAACCAGGCUAUACGUGAAGCUAACCAAAACGUCCUUGCUGCAACGGGAGCAAGUUAUCGAUCAGCUUGAUUAAAACAAUCGUAUCGUUUAAACACGACUCUCUUAACAAAGCAUUGUUUGUGGUGCCAUACAGCGGUCUGUUUUAUUCUUCAUGUCCAAAUGCUAAAGUUGUAAGUUCCACGGUGUGCUGUAGAUUUGCGGGAGGCAGCGAAUUGGCUUCAUUCUGGUUGUCACAGUAAUCAAACUGCGGCUGUGCAAGACUUGUAUCCCUCUGAGCGGAAGUCUGCGUGGAAGGAUGGCUCUUCUUGUUCAAGUAGCUUGUGUCCUCCUUUUAGCCCCCCCAUCAAUGGUCAGCCCAGCGGCCAUCAACCAUGAAGACUACCCGGCUGACGAGGGCGACCCUACCUCCAACAACAACGAUCUAAUCUUUGACGAUUACCGGGGGAAAGGGUGCGUGGAUGACAGUGGAUUUGUCUAUAAGCUCGGGGAGCGCUUUUUCCCUGGUCACUCGAACUGCCCGUGCGUGUGUACAGAGGACGGGCCCGUGUGUGACCAGCCGGACUGCCCCAAAAUUCACCCCAAGUGCACCAAAGUGGAACACAAUGGCUGCUGCCCCGAGUGCAAGGAAGUUAAAAACUUUUGUGAAUAUCGUGGGAAGACGUACACAAUCCUGGAAGAAUUCAAGGUGUUUCACCUACAGGGAUCCCCGCUGACAGAGGAUGGGACUGAAUUACCUGUGACCUCCCCACAGCUGCAAUCAAGAACCGGACACUUUAGGCCCUCCCCCUGUGAGUGGUGCCGUUGUGAGCCGAACAAUGAGGUCCACUGCGUAGUUGCUGACUGCGCCGUCCCGGAGUGUGUCAACCCCGUGUAUGAACCUGAACAGUGCUGCCCUGUGUGUAAAAACGGUCCAAACUGCUUUGCUGGAACGACAAUAAUCCCAGCUGGGAUCGAAGUGAAGGUUGACGAAUGCAACAUCUGUCACUGUCACAACGGAGACUGGUGGAAGCCAGCGCAGUGUUCGAAACGCGAGUGCCAAAUCAAACAGAAUUCAUAGACACACAGAGACAGAAAACACAGGCAGGGCACAGACACCUGUUCUGAUCCAGUGCAGUGAAACUCCUUCGCCAAGUUGAUUGAUGAGCGCUGCUAAGGAGAUCAUUUUCAUGUUUCUAAUACAGAAAAUAAAAAAAUAAAAAAGUCACCCUCUGUGCUGAUGCAGAGGUUUAACAGUAUGAUGCCAUCAGUAGAAAUGUGCAGAAACUUCCAAUUAUUAUUCUAACAUAUGCAUGCAUUUUAAGUUGAGGCCCACAGACAUUUACAGUAAAUAAUGGAUUAUAUUGCCCAGCAGGGUUCGUUUUACUCUUGCCAUAUUUUUCACUGAUUUUCACAGUUCCAUUCAGUUUUUUUAAUCCUGUGCCCCAUCUCUCCCCAGUAUAGAUAGAAACACUUGAGUGCAGGGCCUGGUCUGCAAUGAACGGCAGGGGGGCAGGGGGGCAAAGAGUCAAUUUUGUGAUGCAAAUGUUCAAAAUGUUAGCCUCGAUUAACUGGGAACCAAUAACAAAACAAACAUAGCUGCAACAAACCCACUGGGAAUAUCUCAAUUGGAAACUGUGACUUUAUUACAGAAGACUUAACUUGUAUGUAGACCAUUCCCAAAGACCUAAUGCAUUGUUAAAGAUGGUCCUGAAAUCACAGUGAUCACCUUGCAUCCCUGAAGGCGUAUUAUACAAAUGUUUCUUCACAAUUUCUCAAAUAACGAUAUUACAUGAGCUUACAUCUUCCUUUGCUUGAACAAAGUAUCAUCUUAGUCUACGAAAGAAACCUUUGGAAAGUGUCUUCUUCAGUGGAGCCGUUUACAAAGCUUUGUAUUUUAAAUCUUGGGAGUUAAUGAAAGUUUGAUCAUCACUAAACUGUACAACUAGCUCAGUGGUGCACAUUAUUCAAGGUCUAAACUUAAAAAAUGGCUGCAAAUCCACACAAGGUUAUUGCUAUGGCAUUCAUCAGACGGGAUUUCUGUGUUACUGCAGUACAUUUUUACACAUUAUUUUAAAAAGGUUGUCCUGUUUCUUAUGUCAUUUCUAAUGUGUAUUUUAUUUAUGUAAAAAAAGAACAUCUGACUGUAGCUUGCGUUCACGGUUUACUUCAUUGUUGUGUUGUAUUUAAACUGCAAUUGAGCGGAUAGGUUUUGUACAGGGCUGUAGAACUAGGCAGGGUAUGUGCAGAAUAUGCAGAGAUGAUAUCUGUCAGACAGCAUGGAGCACACCUUCUCAACGUCAGCACUUUCUCAUGAAGGGUUCACCUUGGAUCUUACAAAAAUAACCCCCCCCCCCCCCCCCCCAUCCCUCUCUCCUACUGCUUCAGAAUGUAACAUAUAAACACAGGUUUGUAUAUAAAAAAUAAAUAUAGAACAUAGAAAUCACAAAACAAACAAGAAAAUGCCAAGGUCUCUAUUGCUUUUACAAUCAGUCUGCAAAAAUGUCAAUGUGCGUAUGUCGACUGCUUUAGAGUCCCGAUGGCUGUGCUAUUACAGGCAGGGUUUGUAAAUGUCACUGUACUGUGUGUUGAGCAUGUGUUCUUCUGAGCACAAGAACAUUCGGCUGCAGCAGGAAUUACCCUCAAGUAGUACAAUAAAGAUUUGUUUAUUGUUGUUUUUUAUGUUGUUUGUUUCUUUGUUGCUAAACAGUGCUUGUUAAUAUUCACAAGCAGACAUUUGUUCUACAAUAAGAUAUUUUAGCUUCAUUUUAAUUUGGAACAUUAUAUUUACUUGGAUGCUGCACCGUAAUUUCUCAUGAAAUUUCUUUCACUUUAAAAUUCAUCAGUUAAAAUGCUGUAUUUUUUUUUUUAAUGAUUUUAUAUAUAGACAUAGCAACAAUAAAUAACACCCCCCUUCCUCCUAGCCAAUUCUACCCAGUGGCUUGAACGGUUAGCACUAGCAGAAUAUUUUAUCCUGCAUACUGUAGCUGCUAGAACGAUACCUAGCCAUGGUGAAACCAAACAAAGUAUUGAACAGUAAAUACCAGCUGCACAGAGUAGCAUUUGUAUUUUAAAAAAGAAAAAUGUAUAGAAAUUACCAUUCAUCUUUAUUCCAAUUGGGUGAGGUGAUCCUCAAGUUUAACAAUGGUGUCAUGCCAUUUUCUGUGAGCUGAUUUGGAUUUAUGAUGGUUCAAAGUUAGGGAAUGGGAUGUAUCUGGGAUGUUAUUUAGAAUGCUAGUCUUGUUGCUCAGCUUUGCACUUGAGGAACCGUUUGCAGGCAAACUAUUGCUCAUUCAGUUAUCGAACUACUGUUUUGUACCCCUUAUUUCCUUAACCGGUGACCCUACUGAUGUGUGUGCUGCUGAAAUCUACACUGACUUACUGUAGCUGGCAGCGAAAAACAACUGCUCAUUAUUUUUUUGUGUUUCAAAAUGAGUGUGCCUGAAAAUGAAAAAAAUACAACUGUUAAUCACCUAUUCUGCUGUAAUAAAAGAAGAAAUUCUACAUAUACAGUAUAUAUUAACAAAUGUGUGUAAUGUGUACUAAAGAAAAAACCCAAGAUACAAAAACUGGUAAAAGAAAAGCAAAUUGUGUAUUAUAUAUAAAAGACUAUUUUGUUAAAUAUAAGAACAUGUGUUAUUCAGCAAA
This is a messenger RNA of Acipenser ruthenus (sterlet), 4331 nucleotides long. Its product is annotated as von Willebrand factor C domain-containing protein 2-like. Gene Ontology annotation, cellular component: AMPA glutamate receptor complex. Bases 1003 to 1764 code for a protein of 253 amino acids. Gene Ontology annotation, molecular function: protein binding. The transcript has 5 exons. NCBI's taxonomy places the organism in Eukaryota, Metazoa, Chordata, Actinopteri, Acipenseriformes, Acipenseridae. The record is from RefSeq and is a predicted model, not a curated record. Gene Ontology annotation, biological process: negative regulation of BMP signaling pathway.